AUGAAGAAUGUCCGCAGACCCAAGGGAAAGAAGAGAUCACAAGAACAAGCCCAAGAAUUUAUCUAUUACAACUGGCGAUCUUGGCUACCUCUCUCUUUGUUCCUCCUCUUCUUCCUUGGCUUGUAUAUCUACUCACGCUUUGCUGGCCCCCUGGGGCUGACAAAUUCGGCAAAUGUAAAAUCAACAGCGGCUUGGUGUCCGAGUUAUUUCCGAUGGAUCCAUGAAGACUUAAACCCAUGGAAAGACACCGGAAUCACACCGGAGAUGGUGAAGACGGCACAGGAGGACGCCGAUUUCCGUUUGGUAAUAGUGAAUGGAACGGCCUACGGGGAGGUUUACUCCGAAUCCCGUUCUGAGAAAGCUAAUCUCACCUUGUGGGGGAUUGUCAAUUUAUUAAGGAGGUACCCCGGUCAAGUCCCUGAUUUGGACCUUAUGUUUUACACUGGUGUCCGGCCCGUUAUUAAGAAGGAGCUUUACACUGGGCCUGGUAAAGAGGCCCCUCCGCCGUUAUUCACUUAUGCGGGAGAUGAUGCUUCCUUGGACAUAGUUUUUCCAGAUUGGUCAUUCUGGGGAUGGCCUAAUCGGAAUAUAAAACCAUGGGAAGAAAUGUUAAAGAAGCUCGAAGAAGGCAAUAGACGGAGCAAGUGGGUAGAUAGGGACCGACAUGCAUACUGGAUAGGAGCUCUGAGUUCGGCAGAGAGGAUGGAUUUGGCAAAAUGUAACGUUUCCGACCAACAUGAUUGGAGUGCACGUAUCUUUAGCGUGGACUGGAAUGAGGAAAAGAAGCAAGGUUUCAAGCACUCGGAAUUCGAAAGUCAAUGCACCCACAGAUAUAACAUCUACAUGGAAGGAGUUGGUUGGUCAGCAGAUGAAAAAUACAUUCUUGGCUGUGAUUCAGUGGCUUUAGGAGUGAAACCUCGUUUCUACGCGUUCUACUCCAGAAAUCUGAUGCCUUUGCAACACUAUUGGCCCAUAAAUCCUGAUGACAAAUGCCGUUCUAUUACGUAUGCUGUUGAAUGGGGUAACGCCCGCAUGGACGAGAAAAUAUCGUUGAUGAAGAAUCCCGCACUAAAUGCAAUCGCUUACUGUCAUUCGCGACCGUCAUUGGCUCUAUCAUUCUUAUUUGUUUUGUGCACCAUUGUUUUCGCCUACUACUACGCUUGGUUCUUCCAGUUCUCCAAUAAUAAUCAGCUUGGGAAUUUCACCCAGUUAUUAUCGGGCGUCAGGUUUUACAAAUCGGAUGUUAAUGAAGACUCGAACGUUAAGCCCACGAGUAAUCAGCCCGAAUUUCCAUUGAUUUGCACAGUUGGGAAUGUCACGGUGCGAACAUGCCCGGCGAGCUACUACCCGGCUAGAUUUCCGGCAGCUCAGGUGGACCAUAAUCUAGAUCCGGCAUCCCAACCGAUGUGUCCUGAUUACUUCCGAUGGAUUCACGAAGAUCUAAUGCCUUGGAGGGAGACCGGAAUCACCUUAGACAUGGUAGAGAUGGCUAAGAAGAGAAACCCUAAAAGGGCUCAUUUUCGAUUAGUUAUAGUGAAUGGUACGGCUUACGUGGAGACGUUACGACGGUCGUUCCAAACCAGGGACAAAUUUACACAAUGGAGUAUUCUACAGAUGUUACGGCGAUACCCUGGUAAAAUCCCUGAUUUGGAUCUCGUUUUUAACUGCGAGGACAAACCUGCCAUUAUCAAAGAAUUUUACCCCAGUAAAGAUGCCCGCGCACCACCGCCUUUGUUUGGCUAUGACAGAGAUGAUGCCAGUUUGGACAUUGUGUUUCCAGAUUGGUCUUUCUGGGGAUGGCCUGAAAUUAACAUCAAGCCAUGGGAGACAUUGAAAAGGGACCUAAAAGAAGGGAAUGAAGAGAGUCAGUGGGUGGAAAGGGAACCAUAUGCCUACUGGAAGGGGACAGCUAAACUUGCUCCAUCAAGGAUGGAUUUGCUCAGGUGCAAUGCUUCGGAGAAACAGGAAUGGAAUGCUCGUAUUUACGAUCAGGACUGGAAAAGUGAAACCAAAAGUGGAUUCAAAGCAUCCAACUUGGCCAGCCAAUGCACACACAGAUACAAGAUUUACAUUGAAGGAAUUGGAUGGUCAGUGAGUGAAAAAUACAUCCUGGCAUGCGACUCUGUCACGUUAUUAGUGAAGCCACGUUACUACGAUUUCUUCUCCAGGGGAUUGAUACCUUUACAGCAUUAUUGGCCAAUUAGAGUUAAAGACAAAUGCAAAGCAAUUAAACACGCAGUUGACUGGGGCAACAGCCACCCCGAAGAGGCACAGGCAAUGGGACGGGCGGCGAGUAAAUUCAUUCAAGAGGAGCUGCAAAUGGAAUACAUCUAUGAUUAUAUGUUUCAUCUGUUGACGGAGUACGCUAAACUUCUGAAAUACAAGCCAACUGUUCCUCCGAAUGCAGUUGAACUCUGUUCUGAGGCAAUGUUCUGUACGGCCAGGGGAUUGAUGAAGGAUUUUUUCAUGGACACUGUGGUUAUGGGUCCGUCGGAUACAGAGCCGUGCAAACUUCCGCCUCCUUUUGAUGCUGGAACUCUGCUCUCGGUUCUAGAAAGGAAUGAGAAUGCAAUCGAGCAAGUGGAGGAUUGGGAGAAUCAAUAUUGGGAUAGCCAGAAAAGGGGGGCAGCAACAGCCCAGAGGGAAAGGAAUAAUAGCCUUUCUUUUGAGAAUUCACAAAUGUCGCAGAAGCAAAUUACAGAUCAUUCAAAGGUGAGGGAUGCAAAUGGAAUUCUGUAUCGACACUGGCGAUUCACAAUCUCCAUGGUGUUCUUGCUCAAUGUUUGCCUUGCCGUAUUCAUGUCCAUCCAAUUGCUCUCCUCUAAUUCAAUCAGUGGGUCAAUUUGUUCCAGCAAAUCAAUACUGGCUGGGAUCACUUUUUCUAAGAACCCUCUUAGACCUUGGAAGAAGAAGUCCUACAACAAUGCAAAUCAAAUUGACUACUCAUUGAAUUGCCCGGCAACCGGCGCUAACGCCACCGCAAUCACUUGUCCGGCGAGUUACUUGCCGUCAAACUUUCUUACCCAAGAUCACAACGAAGAAGACGAAGCAGCCAAAGAUCAAAAUCAGCCCACCUGUCCAGAGUACUUCCGGUACAUCCACGAAGAUCUAUCGCCAUGGAGAGAAUCCGGAAUCACAUUAGCUAUGGUGGAAGCGGCCCUGAAAAAAAUUGUCCAUUUCCGAUUGACCAUAGUGAAUGGUACAGCUUACGUGGAGACUUACAGAAAGACGCUCUUUCAAACCAGAGAAUUUUACACUCAGUGGGGAGUUUUACAGCUGUUGAGGCUUUACCCGGGUAAAAUACCUGAUUUGGAUUUAAUCUUCUACGCCGGGGACCGCCCUUCCGUCGGCAUUCACAGGGGCGCACCGCCGUUGUUCGGUUACGACGGCGAUUAUUACACCAUGGACAUUGCUUUUCCAGAUUGGUCUUUCUGGGGAUGGCCUGAAAUCAGAAUCAGGGGAUGGGAGUAUUUGUCAAAGGAGUUAAAAGAAGGUAACGAGAGAAGAAGAUGGGUGGACAGGGAAAGGCGAGCUUACUGGAAAGGGAACGAAAAAAUGUCAGAAUCCCGGAGGGAAUUGCUCAAGUGCAAUGUUACAGAGAAACAGGACUGGAACGCUAUGAUUUACACUCAGGAUUGGAAAAGUGAAUCGAGGGAAGGUUUCAAGAAUUCCAGAUUGUCAGAUCAGUGUAAACACAGAUACAAAAUUUAUAUAGAAGGAAUUGGUUGGUCAGUGAGUCAAAAAUACAUUCUAGCUUGUGACGCUGUAACUUUGCUAGUGACUCCACGUUACUACGAUUUCUUCACCAGAAGUCUAAUGCCAUUGCAACAUUACUGGCCAAUUAGAGUUGAAGAUAAGUGCAGAUCAAUUAAGUAUGCUGUUGACUGGGGAAAUAGCCAUCCCCAAGAGGCACAGGCUAUUGGGAAGGCAGCCAGUGAUUUUAUUCAAGAGAAUCUGCAGAUGAAAUACAUCUACGACUACAUGUUUCACCUAUUGACAUCUUACGCUAAGCUUCUGAGGUACAAACCCAGUAUUCCUCCGAAUGCGGUGAAAAUUUGUCCCGAGUCAUUGGCCUGUCCCGCUGACGAAAUGGUGCGGCAAUACAUGAAGGACUCUGCCGUAAAAUCACCCUCCGAUGUGCCUCCGUGCACCAUGCCGCCUCCUUAUGAUCCUCCCACUCUUAGGUCCAUCAUGGCAAAGAAAGAGAAUACUUUGAAGCAAGUGGAGGAAUGGGAAAAACUAUACUGGGAUGCUCACAAAUCAUACCGGUCGGUAGAAAGCCCGGCGAGCCACCGGAAGGAGGGAGAGGAAAUGAAGAUAGGUGAAUGGGUGGAAAGUUUCGGGGAAGCUGUGUCAGGGUUUACCGACAAGAUACGUUUUCCGACAUGGGUUGCUAUGAAUUGGAGUUUAGGAAGAUGUUCUUCGAUGGCGUUGUUGUUGCUCUUCUUCAUCACACUCUCUGUUGCCGCUUUCUUCUCUACUCGUUUGCCCGAUUCUUCUGGCAGCUUCAAUUCUUCAAUACUUGGAAAUAACUCUCUGAAAUCACUAUUCGCCGGCUUCAUAUCCCCAAACUACCCUCCGAAGUCGCAACAAUUCCCCCUCAACUGCUGGGCUGCUAACUUAACAAAAUCAUGCCCAUCAAGCUACUACCCGUCUAAUUACACGACGCGAAAACGGCCCAAUCAAAGCCCAUUACAACAACCCAAGUGUCCAGAAUACUUCCGCUGGAUCCAUGAAGAUUUUUGGCCGUGGAGAGAGACCGGAAUCACGGCGGAGAUGGUGGAAGUGGCUAAGGCAUUGGAGUCGGCUAAAUUCCGGUUAGUAGUCGUGAAUGGGACGGCUUACUUGAAGACUUACAGACGUGCAUUUCAGACGCGAGACGUUUUCACCCAGUGGGGCAUCCUACAGUUGCUCCGGUUGUACCCGGGUCAAAUCCCUGAUUUGGACUUGGUUUUCGGCGGCGGAGAUCGCCCCACCGUUCCAAGAGAUACGUACCCGGAUCCCAAUGUCAAAGCUCCUCCGCCACUAUUCAGUUACGACGGCGAUGCUUCCACCGCUGACAUUGUUUUUCCGGACUGGUCAUUCUGGGGAUGGCCUGAAAUUAAUAUAAAGCCAUGGGAGACGUUGUUGAAGGAGCUCAAAGAAGGAAAUGAACAGAGCAACUGGACAGACAGGGAACCUUAUGCAUAUUGGAAGGGCAACCCAAAUGUUUCUCCAAACAGGAUGGAUUUGGUCAAGUGCAACGUUUCAGAUACGCAGGACUGGAAAGCUCGCAUUUAUGCUCAGGCACAGGGCAUUGGCAAAGGAGCUAGUAAAUUCAUUCAAGAAGAACUACGGAUGAGUGAUGUUUAUGAUUACAUGUUUCAUCUCUUGACAGAGUAUUCUAAGCUGCUAACAUACAAACCGGUUGUUCCAUCGGGAGCAGUAGAACUCUGUUCAGAAUCUAUGGUCUGCGCAGCUGAGAUAAAGGAACGGCCGGAGAAAUCAAUCGCGAUGAGGAUACAUGAAAGGGUAGAAAAUACUGUGAACGCUGUUUCAGAGGCAUACCGGAAUUUUUCCGACAGAAUAUGGUUUCCAGCAUGGUCAGGAGGUUCCAAAAACGGUGGAAAUUUAGGAAGAUAUUCUUCCUUGGCGUUACUCUUCUUGAUCUUGCUCUCUGUUGGUGUUUUCUUCUCUGCCCGUUUCAUGGAUUCUUCCAUAACUAUUACUGAUUCAAUUGCCGGAAAUAACUCACUAAAAUCACUGUUUUCCGGCCCGAAAUCCUUAAAAUACCCUCCUGUGGAGUUGGACAAAAGUAAAGCCCAAUUCCCCCUCAACUGCUGGGCUGGAAACGUUACAAAACAGUGCCCAUCAACUUACUACCCGGCCCACUACACGGCAAGAAAUCAAAAUGAAAGCCCAGAGAAACAGCCCCAGUGUCCGGAAUACUUCCGAUGGAUCCAUGAAGAAUUAUGGCCGUGGAGGGAGACCGGAGUCACGGGGGACAUGGUGACGGCGGCUGCGGCUUUGGGUUCAGCUGAUUUCCGGUUAGUAAUCGUGAACGGGACGGCUUACUUGCAGACGUUCAAACGGUCUUUUCAAACCAGAGAUAUCUUCACCCAGUGGGGAAUUCUACAGUUACUGCGUUUGUACCCGGGUGAAAUCCCUGAUUUGGACUUGGUUUUUAACUGCGGCGAUCAUCCGUCGGUACCCAAAGAAACUUACCGGAAACCCAACGCACAAUCUCCACCGCCCCAAUUCAGUUACGACGCCGAUGAUACCACCACUGAUAUUGUUUUUCCAGAUUGGUCAUUCUGGGGAUGGCCGGAAGUUAAUAUAAAGCCAUGGGAGAGAUUGUCGAAGGAGAUCAAAGAAGGAAAUAAGGAAACAGAAUGGAAGAAGAGGGAACCGCAGGCCUUUUGGAAAGGGAACCCAUAUGUUUCACCGAAUAGGGUGGAUUUGCUCAAGUGCAAUGUUUCCGGCAAGCAGGACUGGAAUGCUCGCAUUUAUACUCAGGAUUGGGUUCGAGAAAUACAGCAGGGUUUCAAAAGUUCAAACUUAGCAACCCAAUGUAAGCACAGAUACAAGAUUUAUAUAGAAGGAAGAGCGUGGUCCGUCAGUGAGAAAUACAUACUUGCCUGCGAUUCACCCACUUUACUAGUGAAUCCACGUUAUUACCAUUUUCUCUCCCGGAAUUUAAUGCCACUGGAACAUUAUUGGCCCAUCAGAUCAGAUGACAACAAAUGCCGAUCCAUUAAAUUUGCUGUUGAAUGGGGCAAUAAACAUCAGCGGGAGGCACAGGGCAUCGGCAGAGCAGCUAGUAAAUUCAUUCAAGAGGAACUACAGAUGAAAUACAUCUAUGACUACAUGUUUCAUCUGUUGACAGCGUACGCUAAGCUUCUAACUUACAAACCUGUUGUUCCUCCGGGUGCAGUACAACUGUGUUCAGAAUCUAUGGCCUGCGCCGCAGAGGUUCAGCAGCAGUUGGGUAGCAACUGA
Oldenlandia corymbosa var. corymbosa is the source of this 6978-nucleotide messenger RNA. The record is from the annotation of a GenBank genome assembly. Lineage: Eukaryota; Viridiplantae; Streptophyta; Magnoliopsida; Gentianales; Rubiaceae.